ACGUGACGUCAUUUUACAGCGACACCAACUGUUGUGUUCUCUCAGCGAUGGUUGAUCCCGAAGUGAUUAUUUCAAAUAUAUAAACUGUCUUUCUGGAGGCACGAAAGAAAUUUUGUUAAACAGAUGGGUCUUCCCUCGCACCUGCCGCGAAUUGAACAAUUCGUAGCAUCACGGUUUUUGUGCAGCUGUUCGCGUUAUUAUGGGAGAGGAAGCAGACAAAGGCAACAAGUUCAGCACACAUCUUCAAGGGCGUACAAUGUUGUGCCACCAGCUAGAGACAGCACAGAGAAAGCCAUGAUGGACAGAAUGCUCAGGGUGGACCAUGCAGGAGAAUAUGGAGCCAACCGAAUCUAUGCUGGGCAGAUGGCUGUUCUUGGAAGAACUUCAACGGCAGCGUUGAUUGAGCACAUGUGGGACCAGGAGAAGCAGCACUUGAAGACAUUUAUUGAGCUGAUGGCAGAAAACAGAGUCCGCCCUACCAUCUUAAUACCAUUCUGGAAUGUUGCAGGUUUUGCUUUAGGAGCUGGGUCAGCACUGUUGGGAAAAGAAGCAGCAAUGGCCUGCACUGUAGCGAUUGAAGAGAGUAUUUCUGAACAUUACAACAGUCAGAUUAGAGAAUUAAUGGAAGAAGAUCCUGAAAGAUACAAAGAUUUACUUGAGCUGAUCAAGACUUUCCGUGAUGAAGAAAUGGAGCAUCAUGACAUUGGUUUGGAACAGGAUGCAGAGAUGGCACCUGUAUUCUGGUUACUGAAGAACACAAUACAGGCUGGCUGUAAGGCUGCAAUAUUUCUUUCUGAACGCUUCUAGUUUUUAUAUAAUUAUUGAGUAUCAUAAGGAGUCUAAAUCCUUAAGCUACAGAAGGAGGAUAACACACCCUGAUUUACCUGUCAAUUUGCAGAAGACAAAUGAUCAGUCAUUGAUUCCCUUCCAGGCAGACUUCUGUGAAAUAAACUACUUGUGUAUUAUGAUGUCCCAAGUCAACACAAUCAUGAGUGACUCUGUUGUUUCCAUUUUAAACAUGACUAUUUUAAUAAUUAUAAAUUGAACACAAUGUUCAUAAUUUUGAUUUGAUAUAUUUUAUUAAUCCCUGUGAGGAAAUUGUCUUUUCACAUGACCUUUGGAGGUCAGAGUGCAAGGUCAGCCAUUGUACAGUGCCCCUGGAGCAACUCUCAGGUUAAGGGCCUUGCUGAGUUUAAUAAAUGAUAUCAACCUCGCUAUGUACUGUGCAUUCCUAUCACCAUUGACAAAGGACAGUAUGUGAUAUUUUAUUUUAUACAAGAUGAACAGAAUGUUAGGCUUCUUUGCAUCUGUAAUGGUAUAUCAUUUCUGAAGAAUAACCUGGCAACUGUGACACCCUGGUCUGUUAAUUGCUCAACUCUGGUAAAGCAAUUCAUUGGUUGGAGCAGGUGGCUUUAAGUGAAAUUCCUGAACAUCUAUUUUCCAUAACCUGACUUUUUCAUUUUAUACAUAAUCACAUUCAUGUUUUCUUUAAAAGUAAAUUAUUUGUUGUACAUUUAAUGUUAAGUUUUAAAUUAGAAAGCAAUCCUGAGAAAGUUGCUAGUAUAAUUCAUUUUCUAAGCAACUUAAAUAAAUAAUAGCAUAAUAAUAACAUAAUUUCAAUUUUAAA
Molecule: messenger RNA, 1627 nt
Organism: Erpetoichthys calabaricus (reedfish)
Lineage: Eukaryota; Metazoa; Chordata; Cladistia; Polypteriformes; Polypteridae
Gene: coq7
Product: coenzyme Q7 homolog, ubiquinone (yeast)
Exons: 6
Coding region: 124-807 (227 amino acids)
Biological process (GO): ubiquinone biosynthetic process; regulation of reactive oxygen species metabolic process; regulation of gene expression
Cellular component (GO): mitochondrial inner membrane; nucleus
Molecular function (GO): 3-demethoxyubiquinol 3-hydroxylase activity
Source: RefSeq, a predicted model, not a curated record